This is a messenger RNA of Artibeus jamaicensis (Jamaican fruit-eating bat), 2077 nucleotides long. RefSeq names its product Wnt family member 11 (gene WNT11). The record is from RefSeq and is a predicted model, not a curated record. The coding region runs from base 382 to 1446 and encodes 354 amino acids. Gene Ontology annotation, cellular component: extracellular region. Gene Ontology annotation, biological process: multicellular organism development; canonical Wnt signaling pathway; cell fate commitment. The transcript has 6 exons. Gene Ontology annotation, molecular function: frizzled binding; cytokine activity. Lineage: Eukaryota; Metazoa; Chordata; Mammalia; Chiroptera; Phyllostomidae.
CUGGCCGGGAGGAGAGCAGGGGCGCGCGGGCGAGUGCAGGCCCUGGGAGAGGGGAAGAGCCCAGAGCAGGCAGAGUGCGAGCCGCAGUCUCCCCGGGACCCGAGCCGCCGCUACUCGCCAGGAUCCCGGUGAGCGCCUUGUCCCCGCGGCUUUGCCAAGAGGGCACUGUUACCGCCUGCCCAGCCGGGAGAGCGCUCGGGUCCACGGGGGCCGUUCUCUCCGCUCCCCGGCCGGCCGGGCAGCCGGCCACUCCGGGCGCGACCGGCCGACGAGCGCCCAGGAGGCAGCCAGCGCGAGGAGGAGUUGCGGUGGCCCCGGGCGUGGUGCGACUUCGGCAGGGCUGCUCCAGGGUGCGACCCCAGACGCGCCCACCGCGCGACGAUGAAGGUGUGGCCGCAGGUUUGCGAGGCGCUGCUCUUUGCCCUGGCGCUCCAGACCGGCGUGUGCUACGGCAUCAAGUGGCUGGCGCUGUCCAAGACGCCGGCAGCCCUGGCGCUGAACCAGACACAGCACUGCAAGCAGCUGGAGGGCCUGGUGUCCGCGCAGGUGCAGCUGUGCCGCAGCAACCUGGAGCUCAUGCACACCAUUGUACACGCCGCCCGCGAGGUCAUGAAGGCCUGCCGCAGGGCCUUCGCCGACAUGCGCUGGAACUGUUCCUCCAUCGAGCUGGCCCCCAACUACCUGCUUGACCUGGAGAGAGGGACCCGGGAGUCCGCCUUCGUGUAUGCGCUGUCGGCAGCCGCCAUCAGCCACGCCAUCGCCCGGGCCUGCACCUCCGGCGACCUGCCCGGCUGCUCCUGCGGCCCCGUCCCAGGUGAGCCACCCGGGCCCGGGAACCGCUGGGGAGGAUGUGCGGACAACCUCAGCUACGGGCUCCUCAUGGGGGCCAAGUUUUCCGAUGCUCCUAUGAAGGUGAAAAAAACAGGAUCCCAAGCCAAUAAACUGAUGCGUCUACACAACAGUGAAGUGGGGCGACAGGCUUUGCGCGCCUCUCUGGAGGUGAAGUGUAAGUGCCACGGGGUAUCUGGCUCCUGCUCCAUCCGCACCUGCUGGAAGGGGCUGCAGGAGCUUCGGGACGUGGCCAGUGACCUGAAGACCCGCUAUCUGUCGGCCACCAAGGUGGUGCACCGACCCAUGGGCACCCGCAAGCACCUGGUGCCCAAGGACUUGGACAUCCGGCCUGUGAAGGACUCGGAGCUUGUCUAUCUGCAGAGCUCGCCCGACUUCUGCAUGAAGAACGAGAAGGUGGGCUCCCACGGGACGCAAGACAGGCAAUGCAACAAGACGUCCCACGGCAGUGACAGCUGCGACCUCAUGUGUUGUGGACGCGGCUACAACCCCUACACAGACCGCGUGGUCGAGCGGUGCCACUGCAAGUAUCACUGGUGCUGCUACGUCACCUGCCGCAGGUGCGAGCGCAUGGUGGAGCGCUACGUCUGCAAGUGAGGCCUGCCUGCGCCCGUGGGGGCUCCCGGGGGCCUGCCAAGGCCCACCGGGGGGCCUGGAGACACCCCGUAGAUUUCUGCUUGUGAAUUCCAGAUGCCAGGCACUGGAGGCGGUUUGUGCUUCCCCUUGGAAGCCACCGGGAACAGAAGGAGCCCGGAACAUCAAAGGAAACCAACAAGAUUAAAAAUAACCUGGCAGCCGGAGGCCCUGGAGUGCCCGCUUGCUGCCUUCCAGGCUGGCGGAAGAAGCCAGGGGCAUGGGUUUGGCAAGACUGGUGUGGACUUGACCUUUCACAGCCAGAUCACCAGUCUCCCGGGAAGGAAGAGGGGUCUGUCUGCCCUCAUCAGAGUGUCUGCAGGCCCAGCCCUCGGGCUCCCCGGGCCCCCAGGGUUGAGCCUGCUGGGCCCACCACAUGGAACCACUAGCUCGGGUUGUAAAUGUUUUUUUUGUUUUGUUUUCUUUUUUCCUCUGGGAUGUGGGAGCUACAGAAAUAUUUAUAAAACAUAGGUUUUCCUUUGGGGUGGCUUGCCUCAAUUCCUCUUUAUAUAUUUUAUAUAUAUAAAUAUAUAUAUAUAAUGAUCUAUAUUUUAAACAAGCCUUUUAAACAGCUGUAUGAAAUAAAUGCUGAAAG